AUGACUCCAGUGACAACAAAAGAAGCCUUCAGGUCUACACCUCCCACAGCCUACAACAAUGAUGAGUCAAUCAGGAUUGUGAUGGUGGGGAAGACUGGAGUCGGGAAGAGUGUCUCAGGAAACACCAUUCUGGGACAAAAGUGUUUUAAAUCUGGGUUCUCCCCUCAAUCUUUGACACAACACUGUGAAAAGGCUGUUGGUGAGGUGGAUGGACAAAGCAUUGCAGUUGUUGACACUCCAUGCCUGUUUCAUACCAGGAACUCUGAGAAGGAAACAGUUCAAGAUAUUGCCCAGUGCAUUUCUUAUGCUUCUCCUGGACCUCAUAUCUUCCUGAUCAUCAUCAAACUAGGCAGAUUCACAGAGGAAGAAAAACAAACCGUGCAGAAGAUUCAGAAAAUCUUUGGUGAGGAAGCCAACAAGUACAGCAUGGUUCUCUUUACCCAUGGUGACCUGCUCAAAGGGAAAUCUAUUGAGGAGUUCUUGAAGGAAAGUGAAGAUCUGCAGGAACUUGUGGAAAAAUGUAACGGCCAGUAUCACGUGUUCAAUAAUGACAUAAAAUGUCCAUCACAGGUCAGCGAGCUGCUCAAGAAAAUUAGAAAUAUAAAUAUGCAGACUGGAGGAAGCUACUACACUACUGAAAUGUUCCAAAAUGCAAAGAGAAUGAUUGAAGAGGAGAAACAACAAAUAUUGAAAGAGACUGAAGAGCAAAACUGCAAAGUGCAGGAGGAACUGAGGAAGGAAAUGGAGAAAAAGUAUCAGCAACAGCUGAGUGAAGUUUGUCCUUCUUUUUUGGCCCUCAGGUGUACCCGUCCCACAGUCAACAACAAUGAUGAGCUGAUCAGGAUUGUGAUGGUGGGGAAGACUGGAGUCGGGAAGAGCACCUCAGGAAACACCAUUUUGGGACAAAAGUGUUUUAAAUCUCAGUUCUCCCCUAAAUCUUUGACCACACACUGUGAAAAGGCCUUUGGUGAGGUGGACGGACAAUGGGUUGCUGUUAUCGACACUCCGGGUCUGUUUGACACCAGGAACACUGAAGAGAAAACAAUUCAAGACAUUUCCCAGAGCAUUGCUUACGCUUCUCCUGGACCUCAUAUCUUCCUGGUUGUCAUCAAACUGGGCAGAUUCACAGAGGAAGAAAAGCAAACAGUGCAGAAGAUUCAGGAAAUCUUUGGUGAGGAAGCCUACAAAUACAGCAUGGUUCUCUUUACCCAUGGUGACCAGCUCAAAGGGAAAUCUAUUGAGGAGUUCUUGAAGGACAGUAAAGAUCUGCAGGAACUUGUGGACAAAUGCAACGGCCAGUAUCACGUGUUCAAUAAAGAGGUGGAGGAUCGUUCUCAGGUCAGGAAGCUGCUCGAGAAGAUAAAAAAAAUAAAUGAACAGAAUGGAGGAAGCCAUUACACCACUGAAAUGUUCCAAAAGGCAGAGAGAGCGAUUGAAGAGGAGAAACAACGAAUCCUGAAAGAGAGAGAAGAGCAAAACCGCAAAGAGCUGGAGGAACUGAGGAAGGAAAUAGAGGAAAAGUAUGAGCGACAGAUAAGGGAGGAGGGGGCUGACAAGAGGAGGCAGAAUGAGUUGAUGGGUUGA
Molecule: messenger RNA, 1584 nt
Organism: Scomber japonicus (chub mackerel)
Lineage: Eukaryota; Metazoa; Chordata; Actinopteri; Scombriformes; Scombridae
Product: GTPase IMAP family member 4-like
Exons: 3
Coding region: 1-1584 (527 amino acids)
Molecular function (GO): GTP binding
Source: RefSeq, a predicted model, not a curated record